AUGGUUUGCACGAUUUAUUACGGGUAUCUCGAAUUCAUGGAGAAUCCACUGUUCACUAGCGUCGAAACGGAAUAUUUCCCCACAUACAAAUUAAAUUUCCCAGGCAUAGCGAUCUGCAGCAUCAAUCGAAUAAGUCGUCGAUCGGCGAUGGAGUUGGCAAACGAAAUCUUCACGGCGAAUAUCUCUGAUUUACCCGUCGACGAGAUUUUCAACAUGAUUUCGCAACUGGGCGAUCUUUACGACUCGGAGUUCAAGCCGCAAAACCGGUUCUAUCGAAUCGACCAACUUCUCAGUGUGUUUUACAAUGGCCAUUACAACAUCACCGACAUAAUGAAACGAUUGACGCCACAAUGUUCGUCCAUGCUGUCGAAGUGUCGGUUUCAUGACGAGGAACGGAACUGUUCAGAGCUGUUCGCGUUCCGCAAGACGCAGGACGGCUUCUGUUGUACCUUCAAUUACGCGACUAAAGGGGACGACACGCAUUUGCACCGCGAGGUCAGUCACCGAGUGGAAUCGAUGAAGGUGCAAAAUUUGACCGAGAAUGGCGGGCUGUCGGUAUUGCUGGAACCGUUUCUGGACGAUUACUUCUACCCUAUUUUCCCGAGCGCCGGCUGGAAGGUGACGAUCUUUAAUCCAUACGAUUAUCCGGACAUGACAAGCGGAGGCGUGAUCGACUUUCUAGUCUCACCCAGGGUGCACCGCAGCGUGGAACUAGAGGCAAUCAUGUUUUACAGCAUAAGAAGUAUUAUGUCGUAUGCUCUGGAGAAACGCGAUUGUGUAUUCGAGGAUGAAAUGACUUCCCUUCGGAUGUUUUACACUUACAGCGACUGCAUCGUUGAUUGCAAGACGCAAGAUAUGUGGAAAAUCUGCAAGUGUAUACCUUUCUUUUUACCUAAUCGAGAAUCUAGAAGGAUCUGCAACUUGGAAGAUGUGCCAUGCUUGUCGCAGCAUAAAUCUACAUGGUUUUCCGUGGUGCCACAUGAAAAUUUAUAUAAUAACGAUGAAAAUAUGGAUAAAAUGGAGACAUUGUACUGCUAUAAUUGUUAUCCUGAAUGCAGCCAUGUGAAAUAUAAUGCGAAGAUGGCCAUGUCUGGUUUGGAGUCUAAUCAACACGUUGCCGAAGUUUUAUCUGACGUGGAAAUCAAGAAUCAAUCACUGCUGACGAUAUAUUUUAACAACUUUGGUACAAUCAAAUUGAAGCAAGACGUGAUUUAUCGUUGGUAUGAAGUUAUGGGUGAAGCUAGCGGUAUUUGCGGCAUCUUCGUCGGUUUCAGCCUGAUCGUGGUCGUCGAGUUCGCUUAUUUCGUCGGGCUGUUCGUACUCGAGCUUUUAAAGGGACCAACUCCGAACGAUGGAAAAUGGGCCGAGAGCGAACAAACGCCGAUACAGUCAAUUUAUUGGGGUGCGUUGUAUUCGUACGCGAGAACGACAAAGAAUCAACGUGAUUGAGCUCGUCGUAAAUAUUAGCACGUUUCACGAUUUCAACGUUCGUUUGAAUAAUGUAGUUCAAUUUCACCUUACUUUUGUACCUCUGCUUCUUAAAUUUCGGAUUUGUGCUUCUUAAAAUCACAAGAUAUCUUAUAAUAGAAAUCUCAAAAUCAGCUUCGUUAAAAUUAAUUGUAUCUUCACGUUUGUUAACUUUGUUUUUUCUUGCGUAUUUUCCUAGUUUUCAUUACAUUUACUUCUUGUAGUAUUACAGUUAUUGUGGUAUGUAGUACAGCAGUAUAUUAUUGUAGUAUCUUGUAGUGAAUCUUUGUGGUGUUGUUCCUGACCCCAUUGUUAUCGUUACUUCCGAAAUCGUAGUGUUCUUUGUAAAUUGCUACAACUUCCCCUUUCGGUGUCUUGACCCUGUUUUGUCAUCGCUGAAAUUCCUCCUCCGACGUUACCGCGCCACUCCUUUUACUCUUGAAAUUCUUUUUAGCGUCUGCCUUCCGCUGUACAUUUUAUUGGAGUAAUUCUUCAUUCCUUAGACAACUGGAUUCCGUCACUACUCGGGUUCUCCUUUUCGGCUGAUAGCAUUGUUUCUCCGAAUGUACAGUCUUAUACUAAGUCUCAAUUCCACCACGAUAGAGCAGUGUACUUGGGCAAGGUAUCGUCGAAGCGAAAUCCAUGGAGCGAGAGAUUAUUUUCUAUUAUUGAUAAAAGACAAGCACUGGCUCCAGAAAUAGUUAAAACGAAACGCAGUGGUCUCAUAAAUACUUUAUAAUAAUCAGACAAUUGUUAAAAAAUAAUUUUUAGGAAAAUGAAUAAUUAUUAGUGGACAUCAUUCAUUAAGCAACAACGUGGCGUGUAAUAGAGAGUAGAAUUCACAAUUUAUUUGUAUAGA
Messenger RNA from Bombus pascuorum, 2326 nucleotides. RefSeq names its product sodium channel protein Nach-like. The record is from RefSeq and is a predicted model, not a curated record. Gene Ontology annotation, cellular component: membrane. NCBI's taxonomy places the organism in Eukaryota, Metazoa, Arthropoda, Insecta, Hymenoptera, Apidae. Gene Ontology annotation, biological process: sodium ion transmembrane transport. Bases 1 to 1449 code for a protein of 482 amino acids. The transcript has 10 exons. Gene Ontology annotation, molecular function: ligand-gated sodium channel activity.